Molecule: messenger RNA, 462 nt
Organism: Emiliania huxleyi CCMP1516
Lineage: Eukaryota; Haptophyta; Isochrysidales; Noelaerhabdaceae
Exons: 2
Coding region: 1-462 (153 amino acids)
Source: RefSeq, a predicted model, not a curated record
AUGCCCCCUCCCGACUGGACCAAACUCGACGACGUAGUCGUCGUAGAGAUAGCACGGCACCUCACUCGCGAGUGCAUCUACCCGACGGAUGCGAUGGACGGUACACUGCUCGACCACGCUCGCGUCGCACGCAGCAACGUCAACUCGGCUGGCAGCAUUCUGGCGACUUGCAAGGCGUGGCAGAAGGCGCUCGACACCGACGCCGAGAUAUGGGCCUCAGCGCACCGCUCGCUGCGUCGCGCCGCGCUGUACGAGCACGGAUGGAGCAUGCUCGUCGCCGCCAUGCACUCGGCCCGGGAGACUUGGAAGACGAGGACGAGGUUCCUGGCCGACGAGGCGUACGAGAAGGGCGUCCAGGCGGGCUACUGCAUGGCCAAGGAAACGCCGCUCCUCCCUCUCUCCGUCAACCUGGCCGCCGCGAUGGACACGUCGAACCAAGGACGAGUUCGGGCGACUUGGUAG